ACUUUUUCAUUCCGUUAGCCCGGAAUGUGCUGCGCUCCACUUUGGUUUGAAUCCAUAUGGCAUGCUCUCACUCUCCCUCUUCGCCGUGGAGCCGUAGCACUCCGCCACUGUUAUUGAUGUUUUUUUCCUCGACAUUUCCAUGGUAACUGUCCUGUCUAAGGUCUGAUUAGCAAGCGAAGAGCUGAGCAGAGUGUGAGAAUGGAACUGGAGGAGAAAAACCCGGACCCUAAAUACGGUAAGAACAAUGUUUCGCCUAAUUUGACUCAUCUAUCUUCGAUCUUUGAUUUUCCUCUAACGGGGGGAAGAAAUGGAAACAAUGACUGCAAGGGAUGGAUGGGUGUGGACCUCAUGCUUCCAAUGCAGAUCUGGAGUCAGCUUCAUUCAACACUCAGCCGCUUUAUUUUAUUCUCAGUUUCAGUUUUUGUCGGAUCUUUUACAAAAUAACGUCGACGUGUUAACCAUAGUUUGACAGUAUAUUGUUACAUUUUGAAUGAGUUUCUGUAUUUGGCCUGUUUGCCUUAUUUUUAUCAGGUUAGGCUUUGCCCAAUGCAGAUAAAUGUAGCCUCUAAUGAAGCCACAAUAAAACCUCAAUAGAGUCAUAUAUUACCUGUAUAUAUUUCUGAUGUAGUGUGUGUUUUCUGUCAUGACAGGAUCUAUACUGUACAGUAGGUACAGAACAGGCCGCAGAGGAGGUGUUGAUGGUAUAAUUGUGCUUCACAUAAGGUCCAAACAACAUGCUUUAUUUUGACAUAUGGUUAUUUCAGCCACAAACACACACACAUACAUUUACUUUAGUUGUGUUGCUUUUCUUCACAAUAACUCUUAACACAUUAUGGAAAAUGUGUGAUGUAAACCAGCCAGAGAUGUGACACAUCAAUCCUCCAUGAGUCACACAUGCAUUUUCUCAACAGUACCAACUUAUCAGGCCUCUGCAGGCCGGUGUGGUCUUGUGGUGUCUGGCUUUAGUUGCUGCUCAUGUGAACUGUUGAGUCAUGAAGAUUUUGAAACUGGUGUUUUUCUUGCUCUAAUACCCGGUGUCAAUAUUUAAACAGAGAUUUCUCAAAGCAAACCAGAGUCCUCACCAUCAUACACUGCCGUCGUAAAUAUAGGGCUCUCUAAUGAUGCCUAACUGUUGAGUUGUUUUGCUGUUCGCAGUGUGAGAUGCUCCUAGCUGCCCACACCCACUGUGCAAAUUCAUAUCCUCUCUAGUCAAUCUAUGGGACUCCUACUGUGGAGCAUUUCCUUGACACUUUCCUGUUACCAUAGAAAAACAGUUCUUUCUCCCUAGCUCUCCUCCCCCAUGAAGGCCGAAAGGUCAAAAGCCACAAGUCCUCUAAGCAAAGAUUAUAUCAAGCAAACAUAGAACACACAUCCCAGCUCAUCAGCAGUUUUUAUUCGCGGAGUUUGACCUGUGAGCAAUCCCAAGUUGUCUACCAUUAGUUACUCCUACAUUUUCCCCUGUCUAGGUUGCUGUGCAGGCAGGCUGCAGCCUGCCUGCCUGCCUGGAUUGUGUUCAGCCUCGCCUGCUCUUCCCACUCAGCAGACAGAGUCGUGAGAUUUCCUGUCAAUAUCAAGCUGGCAAAAACUUAGAUGCGGUACCACACACGCUCGCUCCAUGUUCACACACAGGCAUGAUUACAGCACACUGGAGCAAUAGUGUGUGUUUCACAAUAAGCUCCUGUCAAUAUCAAGCUGGCGUUUUGGGAAAAUCCGACAAACUGUUGCUGUUUGAUCGGAGCAGCGGUGGAGAGGAAAGAGACAGAGAUCAGAGCCAGUAGUUGUCAGGUUUCAAGUGUUGUAGAGAGAGACGUACUUUUUCCCUUCACUUUCCCUGUCAAGUAUAUAGGGCAAUAGCUUUAUUAUAGUUGCUGUCAAGCUAAAUGAGGUCAAUGGCCCACAGCAGUAACAGCUGGCAGCAGAACAGAGAGAACAGUUUAUGUGAAUCCAUCAAGUUGCAUGUGUGAAGAGAUUUAAAGAAAAGGAGUCAAGAAGACAAGAUGUACUCAAAAUGCUUAUAUGGUCUGUGUGCACACUAACAUCCACAGUGCCCACUAAGCCAUUAUGGUAGCCAUAGUAGGAUUGAUCUGUAACCCCUCUGGGCCCAUUAGCAAGUCAUUUUGGUCAUGACGUCACCUCUUCUUGGUAUUUUAUCUGAGGACUCAGUCGUACUCUCCUUCAGCAUUCGUAUCUAUUUCUAGUCAAACAACAGCCAAAAUGUUAGGAUUUCACCUAACGUGGUUUGAUGUUUUUAACUGGAAUGACCUGAAUGUAGUCUGGGGUGUUUUUCUCCACAGCGACCUCUGCUGCUGGAUGAUGAACUAAGGCUGACCACACAGGAGAAGAAAUUACAGCAUUAACACAUUUCUUUGAGACCAAAACUCUUAAUAAAGUUGAUUCUUUCACUGGAAUCCCUUUAAAUUGCACACAGAGAUGGACAGUGUUAAUUAUUGAACAGUAAUUUUCUCUCUAAUGUGUAUCCAUUCAGAAUGUGGCCUGUGAGUUAGAGUGGUUGUAGGGCAGGUUGGUUUAGAGUCUGUGAAUGGAUGUGUGAAUAAACAGACUCUGACAUGAUGUGGACAGUACUUUGAAUGGUCAGAGAUAGAAAUAGAGUUAUUAACUGGUCGGGUUAUUGAUGGUAUUUCGAAAUAAUGAGGCUGAUUUUAAAAAAAGGACAAAUCAUGUUGACAGACACAGAAUGCAGCCUGUUUGGGUAUUAAAAAUCCUGUAUUGGUUUGCCACUAUAUUCAGAGGAUUAACAAAGCCCAGGACAAGUGUAAACUGUUUUCCAACAGAUAAAUUAUAACACCUCAUUGACAGUAGGGCUGGGCGAUAUGGCCAAAUCAAUAUCUCGAUUUACCUCGAUAACAAUAAAUAGACGGUAACUACUCCACAAUCUGCUCACCUCCUCCCACAUUAAAGGUGGGGUAGGCAGGAUUCCGUUAAAUAAGCAUCUUUUGGUAUCAGCCAAUAGCUAUUAUAACAUUUAAAUUAUCUGAGCAGCCCACUCUUUCUGACUGUAAACAAAGCCGUUCUCCACCUCCCCAACCUGAUUGGUUGUAAGGCAGACGCUGCUCCCUUAUGUUGUGAGGCACGCUCCACGUCCUCGAAUAACUUUCACGAGACUAAACAAAGUUAGCGUGCUGCAAUAUCGGACAGUAGCAACCGACCAGAAAGUCUGGAGAAUUGUCUGAAUCCUUCUUUGGCCACGACUGCUGACACAAGCAAGAAAACGAAGUAAAUACCAGAGACUGGUGGAAUAACGGGCGCUUAAAAAGGAGGUAGACCAGACAAGAGCUAAAAAGCCGAGUCAACAUCAAUGAAGCAUAAACAUGGGAGACACUUCGCGAUCUUAUGUACCCUGUAACCUUUCUGCUGGUAAACCGCUUUAACAAAGUAAACCAAGUGUCUGUAACAGAAGUGUUUCUUGUCAAACGAGACCUGCUGCAUGUUGUAGCACCGCUAAUCUGUUUACCUCGGGUCCUGGACUAUGUCACUUUAUCCUAGUUGUAGAAGUCCUGUAGACAUUGUGUUUGCUGGUAGUCUGUUGGCAUCUACUGAUUCAUGAUUCAUGAUAAAUACAUAGAAUAUUACUGAAAUGAUCAGUCGGUCUUCUUGUCGGCGUGAAGAGCAGUAGCCUACAGUAUAUUGAGUGUUCCUCAUUUUUAUGAUGUUCGUGAGUUAGCUUUAUUUUUAUUUAUUCAUACAGGCUAUUUAUUUUAGAGGAUGACGAGUGUGUGAGUUUGACGAGACAGAGGUUGACAAAAUAAUCAGACUCACACCCGCUACAGUCUGAAUAAUAAGCUGAAAAGAAUUAGUUUAUCAUCUUUAUUACAGUUAAAAUAAAUCGCCAGGGCUGUAGUGUAAGUCAUAUUAUGUAAACACAAUUAGAAAAAUGCUUAAUGUAGACUAUGAGUUUGAAAAUGGCCCAUAUAUAACCAGACAGAUUCUUUUAAACAAUGCAUAUUUAAUGCAUACUUGCUGUUCUCUCACUUUAUUUCUUUUUGUUGUUGUAUUUACAGAUGUCAAAAGAAAGCGAGCGUAGCAAGGUGUGGGAUCACUUCACCUUGAGCAAAAGUGUUGGAAGUUAAUUUAACUGUUUGCACUUUACACAAAAUACCUUAUUUUUUUCAGUUGUUUUAGUAAUAAAAAGAAUUUGAAAUGAGUUUUCUGCCUUUAAUUCUAUGAAGAAGUGUUUGAAAGGCUCAAAAGCAGCCAUUUAUUAGAAAAAUAAGAAAAUAUGAAGAUAUAUUACUUAAGUUAACAAAAUUUUUAAAACGUCAUAAAAUUUUUAAAAAAUGACCGAUUUAUCAAUUAUCAGACCCCCCCCCCCCCCCCCCCCCUAAUAUUUCGAUAUUGGCAUCGUCCCCAAAAAAAUCCAUAUCGGUCGGGCCCUAGAACCUUCCUCCAUCUCCUCAUACUUUUGGUUUACUGCCCGGCCCUAUUUGACAGUCACUACAGUUAUUUCAACAGCUUAAAUCAGUUCAGAGAUUUUUUAUAUUUAUUUAUCCUCAGGUGUGAAAUAUCCCCUCAAAAACUAAACUUGUUCCUUCAUGAUUAUUAUCUCUCUCUCAUUAUAAAUUGGCCUUUUAUUUCUUUAAGAUCACAAGGUUGAUGAAAGUGGCAAAAACAAUAGCAGUGAGAUCAUUUCAAAAGAGGCCAUCCUCUGCUUCAUUAAUGAGAAAGACUGAACCAAAUUUAUUUAGUUGAUUACACAAACAAACACAACUAUGAACUCAACAUUUGGACGUCUUAAGUCAAAUCUGCUUGGAAGCUUUUAAGCACCACCAGAGAUUGUUUAAUGGCACAAAGAAAGCAAAGAGCUGCCUGUUCCUGCAGCUCCAGUGGAGCUGUGUCACUCACAUGCACAGAUGGCCCGAGAAAUUAAAAGAAGACUUUCAGUGUUUCCGCUGUUUGGUGAAGAGAAAGAGGGAGAGUAUAAACACAGACUGCAGGCCGGGGCGGGGGAGGGUGUUAGGAUUGAACAGCUACUGUUCACCUUUUUACACUUUUUUUUUUUUGACAUUAUCAUAUUCAGUGCUAAAAGUCUGCUAUACCAGUUUGUUACUACAGCCAGAGGGCUAAGUUAAUUGUUUUAAUUAUAAAUACAGCCACACUUUACAGGGCGUGAAAAAGCAGAAAACCCUCUUUUUAAAAUAGUUUCUUUUUUUCAGUUCUGACACAAAAACAGGCGUAUUACUUCUGUAUUUCACUGUGCAGCUGUUUGUUUGCAUAAACUUCAGAGAAAGUACCCCAGCGUCAUGUGCGUAUGAUUUAAUGUCACUGAGCUAACAAAGACAAGGAACAAAGAGAAAACAAGUGGGUCUGUUUGUGUACGGGGAUUAUGGGUAAUAACGAGACUACGUUAUUUCACAGGCCUUUUAUUCUGGGCCCACAUGUUUGUCUGUUUGUUCUCAUUUAUCACCGUCCACAAUGAAUUCAGUUUUUUCAUGGAGUUAAGCUUUUCAUGUGAGAUCGUUAGCUGCUAUUAGGGAUGGGCGACAAAUUAUCGUUCAUGAUAUAUCGUCAGGAAAAUUCCUCCACAAUAAAUAUUUGCCUUUUGACCAUAAAGCGAUAAAUGCAAGUUGAUAAUGUAAAUGCAAGCGGAAGCCCACACAGAUCAGUAUAACAAACAAGCAUGGCAGAAGGUGGUGAAGAAGAUGUUUCUGAGCUGCUUGUUGCUAAACGAGGCCCCACAUGAGGGAUUUCCUUUAAGAUUGGGGUUUAGAUGAGUGCAACCAGGUCUGCCUGACAUCGGACAGUGGAUCUGCUUAAAUGUUUUCACAUUUGAGACUCGUUUGAUGUCACUAGUUUUCUUCUUUUACCUACCACUUAAACUUGUGGUUAAGUGUCUUAUUUGACUAUUUCAACUGGUGGUGUCAAGACAAAAUUAGUCAAAAAAGUAGAUAGUAAUUAUAAUGUUUUUUAUCGGGACUUCUUUCGUUAUCGCCAGAAUGGCAUAACUUAUUGUGAUAAAUAAUUUAGUCUAUAUCGCCCAUCCCUAGCUGCUAUCACACUUUACAAUUGGAUACAGUUAUGCUACUUCACCCCUCUUUUUCAGCUCCAUGGCUAAAUGUAUGAAAGCAAAUCUACGACACAAUUCCUGUGUGACGCUUCUUAUUUCACAAACUGAGUGAGUGGAUAACCCUCAAUAAGACAGUGAGAAAGACAAGUAUACUUCUUUAAAUGUUGAACUAACACACAUUUAUCACCUUCAAAAAUCCCAAAUCUGCUCAGCCUUAGAUUCUGAGGAUUUGAGAUCACUUCAGAAGUAAAAAGGUUGAGUUUCAUUUUGCGUGGACUUGGCACUGUGUAUGUGACAGGCAUGUGCGUGCGAUCAAUAGCUAGUAUUGUAUUUCAUGCUAUGGCACGCAGUCUGUCACAUGGCAGCUGAGGUGGGCAGAGAGGGCCUCGGCGCUCAGUCAUCAGACCCACUGUCUCAUAUCAGAUCUAAACGCCGCCUUGUUUACUUCAGACACAUGAUUUACCUUAAUCAGAUCUUUGUCUCGGCAGGGCGUGCAACUAUCGCUGUAAAGUGUGCUGCUGUUUUUUGAGUAGGUGAUGCAAAGCUUGAAAGUAGGAGGAUGUGGUAAAAGAUCUGUGACAAAACACAGCUGCGAGUAUAAACAGGAAACUCAGAAAACACAAAGGCUAUGAAUUAUAUAAUGUAUGGAUGAAUGUUAAAAACUGAAAAGUAGAAGUGGGUGAAGUACGGUGAUUUGCUUCGCUGUUUCUCUAUAAAGGGUGUUGGCCUCAUAGCUACUGCCAAGUUAAAGUGCAGCUGCUCUGCAAAGAGACGCACAUAUGAAAAACAACAACUAUCCAAGCAAAACGAAAGUAACUUCUUAUAGGCUGGAGUUUGAGAUAACUGUUUUGAUGCAGGUUGAAACACAGUCCCCAUAUCAGAGCAUUUCCUUGCAGUCAAACCUCUUUAUUUUGGCAACAGGAGGUUCACAGGCGCCACAAGCCUGACGCCUCUGCUGCUCCUCUCUCCAUUUCCACAUCAGAAGUGCUUGACUUCAGUUCCCCUGACAAGUACUGAGCAGAGACAGAGAGAGAGAGGCCAUAGACAGACAGGCAGAGGAAAUAGGGUUAGAGCAAUGUGUUCAGCAGAAGACGGAAGUGAAGAGUUAAAGAUUUUAAGACCGACCAUCAAGAAACAGCUGCUACACGACACACCGCAGGAAAUUUAAAACUGAGAGAGAAUGACAAAAUACAAAAAACAAGGUACUGUAACGGCCUGUGAGGGCUCCAUUUAUCAUCAACUUCAGGGUAAUGAUUUAUUAAAUUUGUGGUUAUGGUCAUAAACUGCUUGGGUUUACAGUCCGCUCUCUGUCCCACAUUUCACCUACAUCAUACCUUCAAGUGUGUUUGUGUUUCCUGUUUUAGGUGUGUAUUAGAUUUUGCUAAUAUUUGUUGCGGUAGCAGAUGGUGUAUAAACACAAACAGUGGUGAAAGUAGCUGGGUUUGCCUUGAGCAUUGCAGAGUAAAGAACAGUUAAAGCCUUUGACAUCCUGACGGAGACGGUUCGAUGACAGCUCGUGCGAUAAAGAGGAUGUGUAAGAGACUCUCUGUUGAAAUCUUCAAGCUGACUCCGUGUUCAGGCACAUUCAGAGUCUAUGAAACACUGACUGGUCGUCUCGGCUCAUGAUGACCUCACUCUGGGCAGAGAAGGUGCGGUUCAUGUUUCUUUGCUGCCAUUUCUGAGGUGUUUCUAUGGUUGCUGCCAGUGUCCACCGGGGAGCCCUCAGUCGCUGGGGAGCCAUUUUGUCUGUUGCUAGGCAUGACUGAAGAAUCCUUUUGUUGUCCUUUGUCUUUGUCAGCAGUGACAUUUUCAGCACCUGCAUCCUCUCUAUUUUUGCUCGCGUGAAGUUGACUGAUGGUCUUAGAGAGAAAUGAUGAGCCAACAAGGAAGCUUUAAAGAAGAGCGAAGGCCACGAACAGCUCAGAUCAGAUGAUUAUUCAUCAUUAUUGUUGUGAAAUUAAAGUGUUGAGAUGACACCUGGCAGUUCAGACUUGGUAAAGAUGCAGUAAAGUGAGUGUGUUGAAAGAAUCACCAGGAUGGCAAAUAAAUCAAGUUAAAUACCUGUAAAAAAAGACAAAAAAGCCAUGAGUUGGUGGUUCAGAUCGUUCAAUCCAAUCCAUUUUAUUUAUAUAGCAUGAUUUAAGGUUUCCAAAGUGCUGCACACUAGGACUGGGCGAUUAUAUGAUCGUGGUUAAUGACCGUGAUAAAUUUCAGUUUGAUCACGGUGAUCAGCUGUGAGCUUAUUUACUCGAUCAAAUAUGGCGAAAAUGUGCAUCACAACAGCCAAUCAGAGUCGAGCUUUUCCUGCUCACUUCUUUAAGUUGCCGGAGAAGUGAACAGAGUAACUGAACAUGGUGCUGAGGGCAGUAAAACAGAUGUCAGCCAUGACUUUGAGUCAUCCUCCAAAGAUGUUAUCGUGGAGAAGAAAAAAUAUUUAAUGUCUUAUUUAGUAUUUAUCUGUUUAUUUUUUAGUUUUAAGUACAGAUGCUUUAAAACUGGCAGUUUAAAAAAAAAAAAUCGGACAAUAUGACAAAGUAUAUCGUGAUCAUCUUUUUGGCCAAAUCGCCCAGGCCUACUGCACACUAAGAUAAAAAUACAAUAAAUAAAACAACAGAAGCACAAUAGAUAAGAUAAAAAUAAAAUGAGAUAAAACACAGUCAAAUCAAAUAAAAACAAAUACAGUGAAUAAAAUCAAUAAAAUAAAAUAAAUUAAGUCAACCUCCUACUGGGUGUUAAAAGCCAAGGAGAUGAGGGGGAUCUUAAGAUGGGGUUUAAAAACAGGCAAAGAGGAGGCCUGUCUGAUGUGCUGAGGCAGGUUGUUCCAAAGUUUAGGAGCUGCAACAGCAAAGGUACGAACCCCUCUGAGCUCCCACUUUGUUUUGGGCUCUCUCAGGAGAAGCUCAUCAGCUGACCUGAGAGACCGGGAAGGAGUAUGAAAGUGUAGAAGCUCAGAGAGGAACAUUGAAGGAUUUACAAGCAAAUAAAAGAAUUUUAAAAUGAACCCCAAAAUGUAUGGGUGAAGCUAUGGUAUCAUGUGCUUGUGUUUUCUAGUGCCAGUUAAAAGACGUACCUCAGAGUUAAUCAUCAGGUUUUGAUAGAUUCAUCAGAGUUUAUAAUCUCGUGUCUUUUAUUCCUCAGGGGAGUCCCGGAAGUUUGACCCGAACUUUAAAGGGCCGAUUCAUAACAGGUAAGCUUCCUGUUUGAGUUUCGUACCUUUCCUGGAAUAUGUUGUUUCAGUUGCACAGGACAUACAUGCCCUUACUCUUCUCCUUUCCUCUCCUCUCCUCAGGGGCUGCACAGAUAUCCUCUGCUGUAUUCUCUUCAUCUUGGCUUUGUUGGGAUACUUCGCUGUGGGUAUUCUCGGUAAGUCAUUCUCCUUAUCUCUUUUUGUAGACAAAGCAUUUAUAAUGCUAACUGUCUAAAUUGUUUAUUUGUUAAAAUUUAAAGUUAUCUAUAUCAGAACAUGCCACACAGCUCACCUCGUGUUUUCAUCACACCACUUAGACCCUACUCUUAUCAGGGCGGUAUUGAGCAGCAGAGGGGUGCUCCCAGAUAACAUAGUGACUGUGCGUCUUCAUCAUAGAUUUUAGGUUAAGACAAAAAGUAACUAAAGAUAAGAAAAGAAUCCUUUAAUGAUCCCACAACAGAGACAUUCAGCAUUACAUAAUAGCAGGAAAGAAUCAACAAAGGCACAAAUAACUUAAAAUGUUAAAGAUCCUGUGAGGAGUUUUAAACUAGUUGAGAAACAGAGUAAAGUUUAUUCUGAUGCCCUUUAAUGACCUCAAAAAGAAGAUGAAACCAUCUGUGAAUAAUUUGUCUGCUGUAAUGUUUAGUUCCUGAAAUCACUGUUAUAAAUAGGUGUUAAAACAGAUGAUUGACAGCAGGCUGCAGGAACAGCUUUGUGAUACUUUAAUCACAGCGAAUAUUCACAGUCAAGUCAAGCUGUCCUCAGAGUGAGGUUUGUAUCUGAAAUCACAGUUUUUACAUGUCAUAAUAGAUGAGAGGAAUCACUUUGUCUACAAGCAGCACCAAAACCGACACAAAUCAAAAACUCCUCACAGCAGCUUUAAGUUUAAAAACAAAAAUACUGUUGAACAAUGAAGGUCGGACAUGAAGCUGUUAUUUCACGGAAGCAAAGUUGAUAUUGUUUUAAAUUGCAGAUAUCGCAAGCAUUUAAAUCUGCCAGACUGGAUUUGGUUUCUCGAUUUUUGCUCCUAUUGAAGUCCAUGCAUCAGUUUUAUCUAUAGAGGGCAUUGACCAUAUACAAGAAAACACAAACAUAUACUGUCAAGGUUCUGAAAUUUGAUGAACGUGAUACAAACGUCUUCAGUCGGGGCCUCCAAGUUGAUUAAUACUAAAUUUAUUUAUUCUUAAUAUUUAAAUCUGAUCAAUACACUGUGGGGUCGUUGUAAUGUUAACUCAAGACUGCUCACAUUGAAGAAACCAGAUAGACAGUUUUCCGCCGCUUCAUGGAAAGUGAUGAAAACUCCAUCUGAUUGUCAGAUUAUAUAUAGAUUCUUGUUUAGGGGUGUAAUCUAAAGUUUUAUGUUGAGUCAGAGGCUUGCACUGCUUAAAAUCUGAGUCUCAGCAGCUUUGCUUCCUAAAACUUUACUUUAUCAUCCAUGUAAGACUGCUGUUGUCACUGAUCUUGUAUCUUCUCUUUUAUAUUUGUUGUUUAAUUUUGGUUGACUUUAAAGUUUUUGUGCUGCUGUUCCUACCCACUUAGUUUAAUCAUCUGACAGUUUCCUGUCCUAACAUCCUCCCCCUCAUUUCUCCUCUGACAGAAUAUUAUGGGUUAUUUCUUCUCUUUAAUGCAGCUCUACAGAAAAGUUAUCUAAAUGACAUGUUUCGCAUUCAUGUCAAACUUGGGGCGUGUCACUGUGACUAACUACUUUCCAUCUUGUUUUUUUCACUGACUCUGGUUGUUUUCGAUUCAGCCUGGUCUCAGGGUGACCCAAGAAAAGUGAUCUACCCCACAGACAGCAGGGGUCAGUUUUGUGGACAAGCUGGAACACCUCUGGAGUGAGUCAGUCGACAAUGUGAACAUGAUUGUAGUAUGUCCAUGGAGACACUUUCACAUACAAACUGCUGUAUGUGUUUUCAUAAACUGAUGGAUUGUAAUGUGAGACCCGUCAUUUGAGCCAAACAAUAGAUCUGUCACUCUUUUUUAAAACCAACAGGAAGAAGCCUCUUCUUUUCUACUUCAACAUCCUCAAAUGUGCCAGUCCUCUGGUGCUGCUGGAGUUCCAGUGUCCCACCACACAGGUCAGAGUCAGCAUCUGCUCUCAUUUUUCUCUGUGUCAGCCAUAGACUGUAUAUAGAAUAGACACGGUCUGCCUCUUCACUGGGAAAAGCCUCUGCGAGAACAGCACCCUCUGGUGACUGGUUGCAGUAUAUGACAUAAAUCCCACCUCCUCUAGCAAACUUAAUGGAGCUGUAGACAAAUUAAUUACACAGAAUAUACAUUUUUCUCCUCCUGGUUUCGAUGUUGACAUGUAGUUACUGUCAGACUGGUUUGUGCUAAAGUCCUCUUUUUUCUGUGCAGCUCAGUUUUUAAGCGUUAUAGGGGGUUCAUGUUUUCUAUGAUUGACACUUGAUACAGCCUAUGGGCGUACGAAGAUUGCGUAGAUCAUCCGGGGUACGCUGUUUGAGCUGGGAGUCAUCACAGCAACUCUCCGUCUUAAAUGCCAGAUUCAGGAAAUGGAGAAAAAUCUUGAAAAUGUUAUAUAUUAUUAUAAAAACAUUAUAUUAUAAAAUAUUAUAUACAGUCUAUGGUGUUGAGCAUUUUCCUCAUUUUCAUAACGCCUCACACUGUCAUCUUUAUGUUGUUAUUUUGUCCAGUUAUGUGUGGAAAAGUGUCCUGACAGACAUCUGACUCUGGUGAAAGCCAAGUUAGGAGGAAAAGAAGACCGUGAGUACUACCAGCAGUACUGUAAGGACGGAGUGGACUUUGCUAAACUGGUGAGAGCUCAAGUAUUUCAACUUUUUACAUUUUUAAUAUGUCGUAGUGAUUGCAGUUAGAUGACACCUAGCUCUGUUUUUCCAUGGUUUAGAGCCCUCCUGAGCUCCUGAGGGAUGGCCUGUGUCCUACCAUGCUUAUACCCAGUAAAGCCUGUAAGUAAGAAGUUUCUGUUACAAGUUUCUGAAUCCAAACAGCUGCUGUUUUGCUUUAAAACUAAAAAACAUGACUGAUGAACUACAUAAACAGCUGUUGUCCUUUCUGCACAGUCACACGCCGCUGCCUCCCAGCUCUGGGAACCAUGAAAGGCGGGGUGGUGGUGGUGGGAAAUGAGACCACUUUUAAUGACGGACAGGGGGUCAAUAUCAACGCCACUGAGAUCCUAGAGGCAUCCAAGUAAGUGCUGUCCCCCCUGUAUGGAAAACACAAGGUUAAUUUUAAACUGUUUGCAUGCUAGACUCCAAGUAAAGACAUAACUAUGAUAUAUAUUUUUUAAUUCUAUGUUGCAGCCCCAGUAGCUAAUAUAAACUCAUUUAUAUUUAUGAUUCACCAUACUGUAGUUUAAAUCGAACAUUGCAUGACAGAAAUUGAAGUUAACUAUAUUUAAAUCAUGAGUUUACUCUAUAAAUGUCUCUCAAUGAUACAAAGGUGAUAAAAGGAGAGAAGACAAUAUCCAGGCCUUUAGAUUUUAGAUUUUAUUGUGUGUGUAGUGUGUCUGUCAAACUGUCACAUCAGAACCCCAUCUUUCUGACAAAUGCUGGAAUGACUUUAAAAUGUGUCUGGAUAACUUCUCACAGUUAACUUAAUGAGUACUGUCAAUGGUGUGGCGGUGGUUGUUGGUUGUAGCACAUCUGCAGGAGAAGAUGCGCUUUUCCAUUGUCAAUGUCUUAAUCUUUGCUGUGUGUAUUUUGCUGUUAUUUCUUUAUUUUUUAUUUAAUUAUUGAACUUAUUUAGUUAAAUAUUAUUAAAAUUAUUAUUAUUAUUAAUUUACCCUUUAUUUAUUUACUUUUAGAAAUUUAUUUUAUAUUAUUAUUAUAAUAAUAAUAAUAAUUAUAAUAUUUUAUUAUUAUUUUACUGUUUAUUUAUUUACUUUUAUAUUUUCUUUUAUAUAUUGUUGUUAUUAUUACUAUUAUUAUUAUUUAAGGAGAUGUAGGUUAGAGUUAGCCUAUGGGGUCUGUUUUGGGAGGGGGAUGGGUUUGAAUGAAAUUUGAAGUUCUGUUGCUGUUAUUGAAGUUUUAUACUGUUCAUGAAAAAAUAUUAAUAAAUAAAUUCUUUUUAAAAAACUGUUUACAUCAGGUGGUUAAAAUAGUUCUUGAUUAUUUGGUAAUGUGGUCAUACAUCCCUUUUAACUUCAGCUUUUUACAAAUUUUGGUCUUCAAAGGAUUAAACACUUUGUACUUCUCAGUGACUAUGAUACUAAAUUUGGAAAGUCGCGAUUUGUUUGUUAUUAAUAUCCUUUUUUUUUUUUUAACAGGAAAUCAAAUGUGGCUGUUGAAGCUCGCCAGGUGGCCAUGAGAAUUUUCGAGGACUACACGCAGUCUUGGCACUGGAUCCUGCUGUAAGUCUGUCCUCUCAUUAGUCAGAGAAGCACAACAGAAAACAUUGUUGAACGUUCAUAUGACAAAAAACCUCAACAACUCCAGCCAGCCAGCUUCGUUACCGCCUGUUUGACUGAUGAUGUUAAAGGGAUAUUCCGCUGUAAAUUUGAGGUAUGAUCAAACAUUUGUUGUUUCCUCCUUCUCCAGCGGUCUGGUGAUUGCCAUGGUUGUCAGCUUGAUUUUCAUCGUCUUGCUGAGAUUUUUGGCCGGUGUCAUGGUCUGGGUCAUGAUUAUUCUGGUCAUUCUCGUCAUCGGAUACGGUAAGUCUUUUGCUAUAAAUGAUGAUAAAGUUAAAAUCAGGUCCAGAAGAAGUACGAGCUUCUUAACCUGGUAACUUCUCUCUCAGGAAUUUUCCACUGUUACAUGGAGUUUGCGAGUCUGAAGGGAGAGCCCGGCGCUGAUGUGACCAUCCGUGACCUUGGCAUCCAGACAGACUUUGCUGUGUACCUGCAGAUCAGACAGACCUGGCUGGCAUUCAGUAUGUAUCCCUCUGUUCAUCUCUGUAUUCACUGUUUAUGGCUCCUGUGAUCUAAUACCUCACCGUUUCACAGUGAUCAUCCUGGCUAUUGUGGAGGUCAUCAUCAUCCUGCUGCUCAUCUUCCUCAGGAAGAGAAUCAUGAUCGCUAUCGCCCUCAUCAAAGAAGCCAGCAGGUCAGCUCUAAAUCCGUCACUGGCAUUUUGCAGAAUCACCUCCUUUAGCAUCUAGGCAGAGUGAUAGGAUCUGCAGAUAUCUUUUACAGCUGCAUUGAGUAGUAUUACAUUUAUUUGUCAAAUUCUUUAAAGGGACAAUGAAAAUACGUAUGGUUUUUAUUUGUGCUGAUCUGCAGCCUUUCCAGAUUUUUCCCUCAUCAGCAUGAAUCUUUGAUGAACCCUCUGUAGUCUAGCUCUGAAAGACGCAGUGAGCUCCAGUAUAGUGACCAUUAUGGAGGAGAAGUGUGCUGAAUAUUAGAUUUUGAUGCACCAGGUGGUGAGGAGGAACUCAUCCAAAUGAACGCUAAUCUCUCUCUUUCAUUGUUGGGCGUGAAAAUAUGUGUUUAGUUUACAAACAUAUUUGUUUUAUUAGACUAAAAUCCUGUCAUCGUCUUCUUUUCCAGAGCUGUAGGACAUGUGAUGUCUUCGCUGUUCUACCCCCUGCUGACCUUUGCCCUCUUAGCAGUGGUGAUUGCUUACUGGGCCAUCACUGCUGUGUAUCCUUUAACCUGUCGACAUGAUAAUCAAAGAUUUAAUUCCAUCUCUUUACUGCACACUGUAGUUCAAUUAUUCUGAAUCUUCUUUGCAAAUGUCGUAUUAAAUUAUUGUUGUAACUUCGGCUGUAAUCAACCAAAGAAAUUCUUGUUCGACUAAAACCACGAAAUUUUCGACAAAAAAUCAAUUAAACACAAAAAGCUGGUAUAAACACUCAAGAUAAAAAUAAAUAUUCAGAAAACCACUGGACGUUGAUUAACGUGGACGCUCUUCAAUCUUCCUGUCUUUAGCCGGUCUGCAGUGGGAUGGGCGAAUCCAAAAUGCAAGGGGGGUGUUCUGAGACAGACUGUUACCUGUGAAACAGGGGUGCUCUGAAAAUACCCCCAUUAGCACUUGGUAUGUUCCUCCUGGUGAAAUUUACCAUCGAUUGUAAACUGACGCGGAAAAAAAUCUAAUUAACCAAUCGUCAUGUGAUCAUAGGAGAGGCCAGGGUUGUGGGAUGUGGGUGUUUAUAUUCACCGUCGAUCUCAUUCAACGUGAGAUCUUGUGAGAUCUUGUCCAGUCUUGCAAGAAAUAUCUGUAAUAUUGCAAGCCCUUCUCCUCCGCUUGCGGAAGUGGAUUGGAUUCGGUGGGCGCUGUAUGCUUGCGUUUUUGAUCCGCCUGCCAUUCCAGAGCGGAGCAGAUCUGCAUGCGGUGGAAUCCUGGCAUAAGUUGAUCAGUCGACUAGGACUUUACAGCCCUAGUUGUAACUUGAUAUGGGUAACUGAUUUUUUUUCCGUUUACUUACUGUACACACAUGCUCUUUGUUGACAUAAUCUCCUUGACUGUUUUGACCAGUUUCUUGUCCACCUCUAAUGAGCAGGUGUACAAAGUGUUUAACACCUCCGAGUGUGAGUACUCCCGGGAGACCUGCGACCCCAAGGUACGCUUUAGAUAUCGCUGUGAAUUCAAAUUAAAGGUGUUUAUUUAUUUCAACCAAUUAGUCCAAAUAUGUUCUGCUUUAAUUAGAGAACUUUUAGGAAGAAGUACUGUUCAACUGUGUAUCAGGGCGGUAUCAAAGGUUUCAUUUUGAUUUGCUGUAUGAAAAUAAAACUUGUCUACUCCUGUUUUCUCGUCCUCUCCAGACCUUCAACACUUCGAACGCGUCAGCUCAGUGUCCUGAUGCAGAGUGCCUGUUUGCCUUCUACGGUGGGGAGACCCUCUACCACAAAUACCUCAUCCUGUUCCAGUUCUACAACGUCUUCCUCUUCUUCUGGUGCGCCAACUUUGUGACAGCCCUGGGCCAGGUCACUCUCUCUGGGGCUUUCGCUUCGUAUUACUGGGCCUUCAAGAAGCCUGAGGAUAUUCCAGCCUACCCCAUUUUCUCCUCACUGGGACGAGCCCUCAGGUCAGACACUGACUCUGUAACUGUGUGUGCAAUCUGUCAACCUCCAUGUUAAGUUCAAUAAACCUUAUACUAGGUCUGGGCGAUAAACCGAAAAUUUACCGAUACCGAAAUUUACAUCAAUAACUGACAUCAUUUUGCCCGUAUCAGUAUAUUCAGUGUCAAAAAAUAGAUAAAUAAAAGUUGGUUUUGGAUGUGUAUAGGUAGGCUAUGGUCUCAUGUCCCUUUAAGAUGCUGUCCUACAGUAGAGAUGUGACUGUUCAAAAGUUGUAGCGGCUGAAGUAGACAAGAGCUGCGUCCGAAUUGCCAAGUAGUAGUCGAAGUAGUAGUCGAAGUAGUAUCCAGCAUGUCCGAAUUGGCCACCGGAGCGAGUAGCAUGCUACUUCAGAUACUACUUCAGAUACUAGACACGCCCACAUUGUAGGUUGGUCGCGGUGCAUCCUACGGGCAUGCUACUGACGCAAAAUGCACCGUGGGCUUCUUCUUCGUCCUCUUAAAAGUUGUAGAAGCGCAUGUGAUGCUAGCGCCACCAGCAUAGAUGCGUCGCGAACGCCGGCUGGCCACAGCAGCGCGCACCAUGGCGGUUUCAUGUAACUUCACACACUGUCCUAAAAAAUGUGCGGUUGUAUCUCUUUGUCAUGUCAUGGUGUCAUAUUUGCCCAAGUAAUCAUUUUAUGAGCAAAUAUGUGGCGACAUCAUGGAGGUAAAGCUCACUUAUUCCAUCAUUAAACUGCACAGCUGCAGUACUACAGCCAGGGCCGCAGAUGAGGGCUUCAGUUACCACUGUCUGCACGGGCGCAGUACCUACUCUCUGCCUGCGGGGGCCAUCUUUCCCCACCGCUCAUCUAGUGUGUCCGAAUUGGGCCAACGUGUUUAGGAUGUAGGAGUAGGAUCUAGCAGUAGCAUGUAGCAGUAGCAUGUAGUAUCCGAGCGGGCAAUUCGGACGCAGCAAAGGUCAAUGUAGGAGGGGGUGAGCAGCCUGCGGCGUAAUUAUCAUCCAUUUUUCGUUAUCGAGGUGAACUGCUCAUUAUAUCGUGAUAUUGAUUUGAGGCCAUAUUGCCCAGCCCUACUUUAUACUACCUAUAGCCGACCUAUAAAAACUUCUGCUUCUGUUUCUUUCUGUGGUCCAGAUAUCACACAGGAUCUCUGGCCUUUGGUUCUCUGAUCCUGUCUCUGGUCCAGGUCAUCAGGGUCAUUCUGGAGUACUUGGAUCACAAGCUGAAAGGUGAGAAGACUGUGCUUUCUCUGUCACUUCUCUCCAUGUUCAUCCUUUUAUUCUAACCCAUGAAACAGUCCAAUUAUUCCAAUCCUCAGUUCUCAGUUUCUGAAUUGUAACCUGUCUGACCUUUAGGUGCCCAGAACAAGUUUGCUAAAUUCAUGCUGAGCUGCAUGAAGUGCUGCUUCUGGUGUCUGGAGAAGUGUAUUAAGUUCCUCAACAGAAAUGCCUACAUCAUGGUGAGUUCCUGUAACUGGACGAAGCAUUUGAUAGACGAUGGAUUGAAUAGGUUUUAAGGUUUUUAACUUUUUAAUUCGUCUCGCAGAUCGCCAUCUAUGGAAAAAGUUUCUGUCCUUCAGCUCGAGACGCUUUCUUCCUUUUAAUGAGAAACAUCCUCAGGUUUGGUGACAUUACAUUUACUCUCAGAGUCAUUGAAGAAAAAUCAAUCAGAAGCUACUUUGAGGUUGUUUCAAAUUUAGAUGUUCUCUUGAUUGUCUCAUCUAUGUGGAUUUCAUUGCAGGGUUGCUGUUUUAGAUAAAGUGACGGAUUUCCUGCUGUUCCUCGGGAAGCUCCUCAUUGUCGGCAUCGUCGGUAGGAGGGUGUUUAUUUUUAGACGGAAAAUAUCUGUUUCCAAGAGUGUAAAGAGAUCUGACGGUGUCUUUUGAUCAUCCUCCUCUACUUCCACAGGGAUAUUCUCCUUUUUCUUCUUCUCUGGAAGGAUCAAAGCUGUGGAGGAGGCGGCUCCAUCUCUUAACUACUACUGGGUGCCAAUUUUGGUGAGAGACAGCAGCGUAUAUAUAUAUAUAAAUGUAUGAUAUGAUCUGUUUCUCUGAGAGCUUCAACCCACAGCAGAGUUCUUGAGGUGUGGUUUUCUUUACCUAGACUCUGGUUGUGGGAUCCUACCUCAUCGCCCACGGCUUCUUCAGCGUGUACGCCAUGUGUGUGGACACACUCUUCCUCUGCUUCUGUGAGUAACUUUACAUUCAGAUGUCUCUCCUGCGAAUCUCCUGUCCUGUUUGAAAUCACUUAUUCAGCUUCUGCUUCUUCUGCUUGUUUCCUAACGUGUUUCUGAUUCUUCUCCUCUCUGUCUCCCAUUAAUUUCACUUCACUUUAUUUCAUACUUCCUUUAUGUUGUGGUUUGGUUUCCUCUUUGAUUCAUCCUCAUAAAAACACACGCACGCACGCUAAAGGCGAAGACUUGGAAAGAAAUGACGGCUCGUCUGAAAGGCCGUACUUCAUGUCCGUUGAGCUGCAUGAGAUCCUCUCGAAAGCAAAGAGGCUGGAGGAGGAUGGUGUCGAGCAAGCCGAUUCUGCAAAGCAGGUCAACAGUGUAAAACUGGAAGAGGAGACCCCACUUCAACAGGAACCAGAUGGCGAGAUCCAGCUCAAACAGCAGACCUUGGUCAAGCAGGAGCAGGAAGAGGCGCAACCUCUGCAGACUACGACUGAUGCUGAGAAAGAGGAGAAAAAGGACGAACAGACAGUGAGUCCGGCAGAGGCGGGAGAAAAGAAAGAAGAGACGGAGGUGAAGGAGGAAGCAGAAAAACAGGAGUUGAUAACGGAGGAAAAGACAGAGAAGGUGUCGUCGCCAGUCGUAGAGUCCCAGGAGGAGGUCACUGAAGAGACGAAGGAGGAGGCUAAGGAGUUAAAAGAAGAGACUCCUCCCGCUUCCAAACAGGAAUAAUAUUUAUUGUCAGGGCAAAAAAAAAAAAAAUCAAGCUUGAUAAACCUCAUGAAGCAUAAAGAAUGAAAACAAUACUUCAAACUUUGUGGUACGGACCUGUUAUGUGUGUGGCAUACAACAAGCUAAAAAUCCCGAACGCCUUGCUUUGUGAGUGGUGUGACGUUGUGCUGGAGAAAGUCGCGGUGGCUCUGUGAAGGAUGAAGCAGGUCAAAAGCCCAGUGCAUCUCUGUAGCUUGAACAACUGCUCUCUUGUGUUGGUUUUAGAACAGUGUUGGUUUUUAUAUCGUGAAGAUCUGUAGAACUUUGUGAGUGCUGAACCUGUGCCUGAUCGCUGUCACUAAUAUUUGUCGUUUGAAUCCAGUUAAAGGGAUAUUCCGGCGUAAAUUUAAGUGAUGGUCAAUCACACCGUAACACCGAGUUAGACACCCACUCGAGAGAUGAAUGUUGCCGACUGCUUCCUUCUCUAGUUAUACCAACUUAAGUAAAGACCGCACGAUAGCAACACACAGCGGUCUAUGUCUCAACGUGCAAAUCUCAACCAAAAAGCCACUUUAUAACCACAAAUAAUGCUCAGAACAGCACCUAACUUCAUCAACAGUACAUAUAGGGUCCAAGCCAUUACAUUAGCCAUCAAACAUGCCUGGUUUCCUUUAGCAAAGAGACCAAACACAACUCACUCACUACCCUCCAGGAGCUGCUUGUUUGUGGGGGGAGCCCUGACGAGUCAAUCACCAAGUGCAGUGGAGUUUCGCAGCUCAAGGAAGAACAUUUAUGAUUGUUACUUCAUGGAAAUGCUAUCAGACCGUGAUGCUAAUGGAACUCUCACACCAAGUUCAAGUAAAAUCAUCUACCCUAUUACUUGCGGGAAUGAAUAGUAUUUACUCGCUUCGUUUGCGCGUUUAUUGUAAUUUCAACGAUAAUCCCUGCCAAUUCAACCAGUGGGAUCAAAUGAUAGACAAAGGUCUUUUACAAUUAAUCAAGUAAUCCGACCUCCUUACUCAUUUGCCUCCAGGCAAGCUCCUUUUUAUUCCAGUUUCAGUUAUUGAAAGAAAGGGUAUCACAUUAUUCGAGGAACCCACACACCAACACGAUCAGUUUUUCCUCCAUUUUAGAUACUUCACCCAGCAACUUUCGUGCUGAUUAGUUCUCCCAAUGCAAAUAUCCGCUCAAGUUGAGACAUUUUCAGCUCCCGCCCAAUUUGCGUCAUUCGCGCCGCCACAGUAGUAUGAGCGUGUGAUCACGUCUUUGCAUUGACUUAACAUGUAAUUCAUUCGCGCGAAUGAUUUUACUCGCACUCCAUGUGUGGAGACAGUAAGGCAGAAGAACUACCAUGUCUACAGCGCAAAAUGAUUAUUACGACGAUUAUUACUUGAUGAAGAUUCACUGUUCGGUGAUCGAUUCGUCAGGGCUCCCCUCACAAACAGGUGGCUGCUGUGUAUUGUUAUCGCGCCGUCGUUGCUGAAGUUGGUUUAACUAGAGAAGCGAGCAGUCGGCAACAUUCAUCUCUCAAGAGAGUGUCUAACUCUGUGUUACGGUGUGUUUGACCAUAACUUAAAAUUACGCCGGAAUAUCCCUUUAACGAAUGCACUACAGAACCACUCAGUACCGUGUUUACAGUCACAACACACACUUCUCAACUUCUCGAUGGUGAAUCUACUUCACUGUUUACAAUAAUACCAGCUGACGCCAAAAUGUUACAGACAUAUUUGAUAUACUGUAUGAAUAUUGGAUCUUUUUCCUAUGGAACUUGUAUAUCUACAGUAGUGUAUGUCUUUUGUUUUUGGCUGUGGUCUUGUAGAGAUCCCUGCCAAGAUGAUAUCCCAUGUAUUGUAUUGCCACCUACUUGCCUUGGUAUUUCGUACAGGUGUAAGUCCUGUGAUUGUGUGGCCAUGACGCGGGAAUCGUGACCUCUCUGCAGACCCCGACUCUCCCGUCCCCCAUCCUCCACAAUUGUACAUUGACCCUGCUUGCCUUGCUUUGACCCUGUCCUCUUUGUAUCUCUCUCUAAGUGCUGCAUGGUGUUUACAUGGCCUUCUGGAUGCUCUAAACUAACAUCUUUGGUCUUUGGAUGCUUUUGUAUUUUUCUCUUGUUUGUCACUUUGUGUAAGAUGUAAGUUGAUUUUCCACUGAAAUCACUUAUGACAUUCCGUAUUUAUUGGAUGUAUAUCUCAAUUAAAGGUGAUUGCAUUUAACCGUGGCAUAUCUGUUCAUGGUGCAUACUUGUUUCAAUGAGUCUCAGCUUUUGGGAGCAGGUGAGUUUCGAUCUUCAACAGAGUCAGAGAGGCAUUUGACUUUUGUCUUUAAAGGAGUAUUCCAACUAUUUACUUGUUUGCUUUUGCUAAUUUGAAAUAGUUUUUUGUAAAUUUACCCAUUACAUUUAAUUUUAGGUUUUUCGUUUUCUUUAAUAAAUGACAUAAUUAUUGAUUGUGAAAUUAUGGUGGCCUAGAACCGCCACUGCUGCAAAUAGAAAAUAAUGCAAAAAAAGGAAGCCACAACAGAAGUUAACGACUAAAAAAAGUUGCGAUGUAAAAAAAAAAGUUACCUACUGCAAAAAUAAAAAAGAUGCAAAAAAAAAGCCACAACAGAAGUAAACGACGCAAAAAAAGCAGCGAUGUAAAAAAAAUGCUACUUACUGUGAAAAUAAAAAGAUGCAAAUAAAAAAAGCCACAACAGAAGUUGUGUUUCACGAUCUAGCCAAAGAAGACGACGGCAAGAAGAACCUUCUUCUUAAAAGAAGAGCUUUGUAAUCUUUUCAGUGUGUCAUUUGGUUAGGCCAUGUUGCGCCUGAGUCGAUAUGAAGUUGAACUGAAGGAUGCCGGUGUAGUGUUAGCUUUGGCUAACAGGGGAAACCCACUGCGCCCCAAAAGACCACCCACGAAAGGAGAAUCGAGUUUGGUUGCUUUACUCAUAGAAAUAAGUUCGCAGACCCCUCGCUUUUUUUUCAUUAUUGGUCCCCGGCAGCUCACUUCCGUUGUGGCUUUUUAUAUUUGCAUCCUUUUAUUUUUGCAGGGAGUAACUUUUUUUUUGGGGGGGGGGGAUCUGCACUUUCUUUGCGUCGUUAACUUCCGUUGUGGCUUUUUUUUUUUAAAUCGGCACCAUUUUUUAAAUUUUCAGCAGGCUCCAGUUUCUUUUUUUUCAUCUGUAACUUCCAUUGUAGCUUUACUUUUUAGCAUUAUUUUUUACUUGCUGCAGUGGUAGUUCUCGGCCACCGUAUGAAAAAGGUACAAUCAAAAGAAAUACAGAACAAAAAUCCUAAGUAAAAAAGACAGAACAUAUAUAUAUAUAUAUAUAUAUAUAUACAGUAUAUAUAUAUAUACAGUAUAUAUAUAUAUAUAUGUAUAUAUCCUUCUCCUACCUUUUCUGAGUGAUUCACUCUCCAGGACUGUGACAUCUAUCAGAUUAAACUGUUAUCACAUUAUUUUAAACAGACUGUAAAACUCUAAGCAUAAUUUAAAUUAACCCUUUGACUGCUUUAUUGGGGGGCUGUGCAGGUUUCAAUCGCCUACGAGUACUCCUAAAUAACAUAUCAGAGUGCACUACCACAAAUUAACUUUAUUUAUACAGAGAAAGUUUGACCUCUGUCAGAAAAAUGUUCCUCAAUUGCUUCUGUCCUUGUCACAGUGGAGGAUCUGGAGCGCAACGAUGGAUCCACAGAGAGGCCUUAUUUCAUGUCCCAGAACCUGCUCACAGUCCUGAAGAAGUCCAACGAAGAGCCCAAAUCUGUGGACUAAAUCACAGCUUUGUGUGCUGUGAGUGUGUGUUUGUGUGUCUGUCAGCACGCAUGGUUGUACAUGUGUUAAAUAUAAGACAAAUCUGAACAAAAGGAAGAUUAUGACAGUAUUUUAUGUGCUACAUUUUGUAUGUAAAGUUUGUGUUUUUCUGUCAAAGGGCUUCUCUGAUGUUGUACAGUGUAUUAUUAAUUGUAUUUGUAAUUCACUUUGUUACAAAGCCUUAAAACCUUUCACUUUUGUACAUGCCAAACAGGUCAUUUUGAUACAGAAGGACCAAAGGGAGCUUAAGUCAGAGAUUACAGUUUGUUUUGAAUGUAUUUUUCCCAUUUCUUGUUAUUUGUUUGUAUAUUCGAUCAUGCAGUUUGACGAGAAGCUGUAAAGGGUCCGAUAUCUUUCAGUGACAUCUCCUCUUGAGGCAGAUGUAGUUUGUUAGCACAUUAAGCGUACUGCACUGUUUUAAAUAAGCUUAACAAAGUAAUGUUGAAUAAUGGGGCUGAUAACAGUUAAGUAUGAUACUAAAAGCCUGAAAAGAUUCAAGAAUAAAUCAUGUCUCUUUUUAUGUUUUUAAGUUGUUUUUUAAUCCAAAAGUAUUUGAAGUUUUAAAGAUUUUGUUUAUUUUUAGGGGAUAUUUCCCUUUUUGUGUGAGCUAACAAAAGAUAUGUUGCCAUUUUAGUGUUCAAAGUGGCCACCGUGUCUGAAAAUACAGACUCAUCAAACGCAUUUUAUAAAACAGUAAAUAUUCAGGUUGACAUUAUCACCUUUUUAGUCACUGACAUGAUCUGUAAUUUCAAUUCUCUUACAACCCUGAUUCUUUUAUUCCAUUAUAGGAUAUUAAAAGUUACAUGAUGAAUCUGUAUUUUUGGUAUGUUGUUGUUCGAGUGUCGAAUCAAACUGAGAUGCAACGAAAACGAAACCAUAGGAUACAUGACUGAUAAACGGGGCAUCAUUUGUCCAAGAAAAAUGUUGGAUAUCCAAAGAGAUUUCCUGGUGUUGGAGUUUCAAUGUCUUUAAAAAUAAUACGAACUGUUCUGCUGGUUUCUUUAAUGGUCAUUCAGACUCCAGAAUAUACAAAAGAUUAAACAGUUUGCCAUUA
Molecule: messenger RNA, 23872 nt
Organism: Xyrichtys novacula (pearly razorfish)
Lineage: Eukaryota; Metazoa; Chordata; Actinopteri; Labriformes; Labridae
Source: the annotation of a GenBank genome assembly